AGCAAGGCAAAAUCGUUUGAAUUAGUAGCCGGACUGAAACAAGUGACGAGCUAGGGUCUAGAACAAAAUGUGGUUAUCAUCAUUUGCAUUUUGGAUUUUUCUCUGCGGGACUGUAAAGUCUGCAACAGACACUGAUGUUAGAAAUUUACUGACGGAACUAUUCACAACGAGGUCGUACGACAAACUCGUGCGACCAAUUAUUAACCAAUCAGAACCAGUUGAUGCUCUUGUAGAAUAUUUUCUGUAUGGACUAAAUGAUGUUAACGAAGUCGAGCAAAGAAUGACCACAACUGGGUUCAUUGAAGUCCAGUGGAAGGAUGAAUUCUUAUCAUGGGAUCCAAAUUCAUAUGAUGGUUUAUGGUAUAUAUACGUACCCCAGGGGAAAGUAUGGAAACCUGACAUUUCCCUUGGAAACGGUUUCAAAGACCUUAAAGAACUGGGUUCAGAUUUUAUUCAAGUCUAUAUUACGUCUGAUGGAUUCGUACUUUGGAAGCCAUUUCAAAUUUUUCAAUCGAAAUGUAACCUUGACCCCACUUAUUUUCCAUUCGAUAAACAAACUUGUAAUUUAGAAUUUGUCGUCUGGAGUUUGGAUAUUGAUGACGUCAUGUUGCAUGUAGGUUCGGAUGGAAUUAACAUGAAUGAAGCCAUGGAAAGUAAUGGACAAUGGGAUGUGGUCUCCUCUAGUUCGUCAGAUGAAACGGAGUCAUUCGAAACGAAGGUCAUUUUUUCCAUAAAAAUGAAACGCAAACCGUUAUUUAUCGUCAUGAACAUAAUAAUACCCAUAAUUCUUUUGUCCAUCCUUAAUAUAUUCACAUUCCAGAUUCCAGCUGAUUGCGGAGAAAGAAUGGGGUAUACAAUCACAGUCUGGCUAUCGUUUGCCGUCUUUCUUACAAUAGUGAGCGCUUCUUUGCCAAAAAGUUCUGAUACCACUCCUAUUAUUUCUAUUUAUAUCAUGGUGCAACUUGGCAUAGGCACAGCAACUGUCCUUGUAUCGGCAGUGCAAUCUCGAUUCGUAUCAAGAUCGGACGAUAAACCUGUGACGUUAUGGUUACAACGUCUUACACUCAUUGGACGAUCAAGAGUCAAACCAAAUGCUGUUGAAAAGAUGAACAUUGUUGAAGAGAAAGUGAAUUGGAAAAGUGGUAUCGCUGCAUUAGAUGUACUAUUCUUUUGGUUAUUUUUUAUCCUUCUUGCUAUUACCACUUUCGUUAUUUUGAUGAUAUCAGCUUUUAGCAAUAAUUGAUAUGUUUACAAAUACCAUUACUUUAUUAUACCAAUCAUCGGCCCA
This is a messenger RNA of Mytilus trossulus (common blue mussel), 1288 nucleotides long. Its product is annotated as neuronal acetylcholine receptor subunit alpha-6-like. Lineage: Eukaryota; Metazoa; Mollusca; Bivalvia; Mytilida; Mytilidae. The transcript has a single exon. Gene Ontology annotation, cellular component: neuron projection; postsynaptic membrane; synapse. Gene Ontology annotation, biological process: monoatomic ion transmembrane transport; signal transduction; regulation of membrane potential. Bases 68 to 1243 code for a protein of 391 amino acids. The record is from RefSeq and is a predicted model, not a curated record. Gene Ontology annotation, molecular function: acetylcholine-gated monoatomic cation-selective channel activity; transmembrane signaling receptor activity.